Messenger RNA from Lethenteron reissneri (Far Eastern brook lamprey), 4799 nucleotides. RefSeq names its product transcription factor ETV7-like. Gene Ontology annotation, biological process: regulation of transcription by RNA polymerase II; cell differentiation. The record is from RefSeq and is a predicted model, not a curated record. Gene Ontology annotation, molecular function: DNA-binding transcription factor activity, RNA polymerase II-specific; sequence-specific DNA binding. Gene Ontology annotation, cellular component: nucleus. NCBI's taxonomy places the organism in Eukaryota, Metazoa, Chordata, Hyperoartia, Petromyzontiformes, Petromyzontidae.
CAGUUUAUGCAAAUCCUUUCCGGAAAGUAAAGCCGCUCUCUGCAGCUCUCUCUCUCUCGCUUCUUCUUCUUCUUUCUACCCUCGUAUCCGACAAUCAUCCCUCCUCCUCGCCUCUCUUUCACCUCCCUCUCCGUCUCCUCUCUCUCUCUCGUCGCUCGGAAGAAGGAGUUCAAGGAGGAUCAGAGUAACGAUUUGGGAAGGCGACUGUGGUUGAGGAGGAAACUCGACAGUGGACGUCCGCACGCGGCACACGCUCGUGAUCGUGGCGAUAGCGAGCGUCUCCUGGGUUUACAUCGUCUUCAAGUUGUCAUCAUCAUCAUCAAACUCAUGAUCGUCAACUAAAGUUAUCAUCGUCUUGAUCAUCAUCCUUGCUCACGAUCAUCUUUGAACUUACCAAUCGCCACUCAUCAAACGUAUCCAUCACCAAACGCAACAAUCAUCAAAUCAUCAUACCAGUAAUUAAUCACCAAUUAAUCGUGAAACCUAUCAUCAUUAACAGGCAUCGCCCGUCAAUAACAUUUCCGUAUCAUCAUCACCAUCAUCACCGCCGUGGUUGGUGUCUUGCAACGAGAAGACGAAGAAGACGCAAGCUUCUUCUUGUGCGAAGACUUCCCGUGUUUGUGUUCAUGUCCUCGUCCCACUAACGUCACCUGCACAGCCAUGAGCGAGAUCUCACCUGCCCAGCACAUCAUCAAGGCCGAGGGCAUCAGCUACACGCCGCCACUGAGUCCGCUGCCGGCGCCGGGCAGCGCACGGACACAGCCCAGCCUCCGGCUCAGCAUGGCGCCCAAGGAGGCCGGCCGCAUCCCACUCAACCUCGCCGCCCACCCAUUCAUGUGGAGCAAAGAGGACGUGGCUCAGUGGCUGCGCUGGGCCGAGGAGGAGUUAUCUCUGCGAGCGGUCGACUCGGGGCAGUUCGAGAUGAACGGCAAGGCGUUGUGCCUGCUCACCAAGGACGACUUCCGCUACCGCUCCGCCAGCGCUGGUGACGUCCUGUACGAGCUGCUGCAGAGAAUACUGGCCAAGUCCAAGUGUCAGCCGUGGAGCACCCUGCAGCUCUGCUUUACAGAUUCUUCGCCGCAGCCCUCGCAGCGCUUCACCGUCCUCAAGGACUCUCCCGUGGGCACGCCGCGGCCUUCUCCGCAGUACCGGGCGGCUUCCAACGGCACCGGCGGCGGAGGAGACGCCGCCGCCGCCACGGGCGCCGGCGGGACGCCGCGCGCCAGCCCCGACGACGCCGUCACGCGUGCCCCCCCACAGCCGUCGUCGCACCGAGACGGCAACUGCCGCCCCGUUGUGUUUUCAUCGCCGCGGCCCGACCCCCAUCCCCUCCAGCUCCACAUCCACCAAAACCACCACCAGCAGCAGCUGUACAAGCAGCAGCAUCAUUACCAGCAGCAACAGCAGCAGCAGCUGCAGCAGCAGCAGCAGCAACGCCUGCUGGGCCCGGUGCAUGCCGUGCGCUUCGCGGGAGCAGACAGCGAGGAACAGCCGCUCAACCUGUCCCACCAGCCACAGGAGGCCUCCUCGUCCGACCAGCCGAUAGGCCGCAUUGCAGACUGCCGCCUGCUGUGGGACUACGUGUACCACCUGCUGUCGGACUACCGCUACGAGAGCUACAUCCGCUGGGAGGACCGCGAGCUGCGCGUCUUCCGCAUUGUGGAGCCUAACGGGCUGGCGAAGCUGUGGGGGAUGCACAAGAACCGGGUGAACAUGACGUACGAGAAAAUGUCACGAGCGCUGAGACACUACUACAAGCUCAACAUCAUCAAGAAGGAGCCCGGCCAAAAGAUGCUCUUUAGGUUUCUCAAGAGCCCAGAGGAGAUUGUGCAGAGCAAAACCGACAAGCUUGAGCGCAUGGAGGCGUGCGAAGCUGAUGGCCCCGCCUUCAAGGACGAGGGCGACUCCUUCAAGGACGAGGGCGACUCCUUCAAGGACGAGGGCGACUGGUGAGGGGGCGACGACUCGGCGGGGGAACGGGCUCAUCCACGCGGCGACCGGCAGAGAUGGGAAAGGCGGCCGGGCGUUGAACACCAGCUUCUGCAGCCUCUUUGCACUCCUUUUUCAUCGGCGCAUCCCAGCCAAGCCAGCCGCAGGACCUUUCGACGGCACACGGGUGGGUUUCCCGCUGGCUAUUUGCCGGGCCAAGCCGGAGCCAAACCGUGGCCCCCCAGGUGAAAACUCUGGCCUCUUAAAGACAUCGCAGUGGGGCUCGGGAACGAGCGGGGCCAGGCGUGACGUUGGUCGGUAACACUGCGAGGAUGCAACGUCACCACGUCACCAUGUCGUCUCGGACUUGCUCGUUGCGCGGCUCGGCCUCCGCAGUGGAAAAACGACCUGGUGCCUCCAAAGCUGUGCCGAGUUGGCUCAGCGUCGCACCACCAGCAACGACUCGGUUGUGCAGUGGAAAAAGAGGUGUAGGGUUAGCAUUGUGAAAACAUAUCUCCCUUUUCUAUUCCAGUACUCUUAUUAUUAUUUCAUCACUUCCACACAGGUGCUGUUGGAUGUGCCUUAAGUGCGGUGCUCACUUGGGGAAAACGAGUUUCCGCUGACCUCUGCGCGCCUGGCUCUCUAGGCGGUAACUCUCGCGAAAAAAAACUGUUUUUACCGAGAGCUGAAGACAAUUCUUCGCAGCCUGCGUUGUGCGACAUCCGGAGAGCCCUGGCGGCGGUGGACGUCCGUGCCUAUCAUCGACGGGACGAGAAAACCAAACGGGCUCAAGACGCAAUGAGCCACCUCACCAGGGCCAGUGCGCCAACGACACUUGUACAUCGCGGAUUCACGGAGACAUACGAUUGUGUUGGGAAUUUUUAAAAAGCGCUCUUCACCGUUAACCCUCAAACGAACACAAAAAAGACACAAACCACGCACUGACGAAAAAUCAGAAGAUGCGAAACUUCUGAUUAAAACCCCCGUCAAAAGCUUUGAGCUGUUGGGGAAACUGCAGAGUGGAUUGGUACGAAGUUAAAAAACAAAAGGACACGGCUGGCGUUUCUGUCGUCACAAACAGCAACAACCAUCAAACGUUUCUUGUACACACGGACUUUAGUUUGUUGAGGAACUGCUUUCGGUUCUUCUAUACACACGUUGGUCAAAAUAUUGCACGGUUUUUUUUUAUCAGAGUGCACUGUGUAUUUGUGCAAAUGACAUUGAACAGAAAACAACCAUUGUGCCUAACUUUAUUGUUGUUUGUUUGGGGGUUACGGGUUCGCAAGGUACUGUUAUAUCGCAGGAUUAAAAUGUACUUGAUGUUUCUCGCUUAAGUCAACGUCUUAUGAUGAAACCGCGGCACGACGAGGGUGUGUAAUAAUUUUCCUGGUGGCGGGUUUGAUUCUGAGAAUAGCCGUGCGAAAAGCAUUAAUAAUGAAUUACUGCGUGCAUUGCAAUUGGACGUUUUAAAGGCAUUUGGAAGAUUCAAAGGGGCGGUUCACAAUAUUUACACCAUUAUUAUUUUUCUAAAGGCAACAACAAGACGAGGCGCGCGCUAACGAACACGACCCAGCCGUGCCGGUUAAGAUGCUGUUUGUGCAACGCUGCCCAGUGUAGCGCCGUGCUGAAACUGUGCAAGCACUCGGGCAGAUGCACAAGUCGCUGACAACACACACCGAACGCUUUCCCCCUCUGCUCUUUCUUGCAAGGACAAUGAUUGUAUCGGUGCUGGGCAAGGUGGCUCAGUUUGGGGGUUGAACUAUACGUGAACGAGUUCCUGUGUUGUAAAUAUAGAAACUGUUUUUAUCGACUUACGUUUUAUUUUUUUGUGCAGACUUUAUAUUGUUAUUUAUGCUUUGGUAGCGGAUGGGGGUUGUUAAAGAGUUGAUUUUUUUCCCAGUUCCUUUUUUUUUGGUUCAUGUUGUUUCCAAAUUAUUAUAUAUAUAAAAAAAAUCCGAUGAUGACACUGGAUCCAUUGUAAAGAGUCACUGCGUCCUCUAAGUUUCUCACACUUCCGUGUUACACCGCUCCGCCCCCCUUCCCGUGUCUGCGCCCUCACCCCUUGCGCACAGUGAAUACGUUCGUGACCAACAUCGUUAAAACAUUUGAGGCAUCAAAUAGGCUUGUUACAUUACGAGUGAAAACAGAACAACGACAGUGUCACAAGGCAGUUGAUGAACAGGCAGGAAGACUUGAGCUCGGUAGGUUUGUGUUUAUUGAGUGUCACUUUGACAACAGAGAAACACUUUUAAUAUUUGGUUUGAACGUAACUUUUAAUAUGAUUCAUUCCACCGAUUAAUUUCAAGAUGAGUGCAUAAGUUAAAAGGGAAAAUUACUUCAGAACGCCCGUAUCUGCGACCACGCAGGACUUCCGCAGAGGCUGGGAUAAAACACGUUUGGGGUUUCCCAGUGCCCGAGUCGAAAGUUCACAUCUCCCUGGUUGCUCAUUUAGACCCUCGAAAGGGUUAUUUUUUAGUGCGCGUACACUGGGGCAAAGUGAACACACGAUUCUACAUUCCCCACUUUGGAUGUUUAGGGGCAGCUGCAUGGCCCAACCACAAUGGCCUAGCAGUAACACUGACCCACCAGCCCAGGUUGCAACAAAGUCACAAAGGAUGGGAUUCCAAGGGUAACAAUUUGUAGAAUUUUGCGAGGGAGUUUCCAAAGAUAUAUAUAUUUUUUAAUGAGUAGACCAUUAAGCAGCGCCUUCAGUGUUUUAUAAUCAAACCAAAUAUUUUACUGAAAGUGCCAAAUAACCGCAAAAAUAAACAAGCCCACAUCGCCACUCUUGUUAAUCAGUUUCCCUUUUCACAACAGGCAACAAGUUGGCGAUGGACUCUCACCUGGGUUAAUAAAAGGCCGUUGACUUU